AUGGACCUGGUCCAAAUCUUAAUCCUCUCUUCUCUCUUUCUCUUUAUCUCUACUAGAUUCUUGCUCACAAGAUCCAAACGGAAACUGAAACUUCCACCGUCUCCGGCUAUCUCUUUGCCGUUUAUCGGUCACCUCCACCUCCUGAAGCCACCGCUCCACCGAACAUUCCUUUCACUCUCCAAAUCCAUCGGAAAUGCUCCGAUCUUCCACCUCCGCCUGGGAAACCGCCUCGUGUAUGUCAUCUCCUCACGUUCUAUGGCCGAAGAAUGUUUCACUGAGAACGACGUCGUUCUCGCGAACCGUCCCAAGUUCAUCGUGAGCAAGUUCGUCGGCUACAACGCUACCCAUCUGCUCGCGGCAUCUUACGGCGACCACUGGAGGAAUCUCCGCCGCAUCACGGCCGUAGAGAUAUUGUCGACUCAGAGACUUAAUUCGUUUUUGUAUAUCCGUAAGGACGAGAUCCGACGGCUCAUAUCACGUCUUUCCCAAGACUCCUUACACGGAUUUGUGGAGGUGGAGAUGAAAUCAUUAUUAACCAAUUUGUCAUCCAACAACGUCAUCAGAAUGGUCGCCGGGAAGCGUUACUACGGUGAGGAAAACGACGAAGCAAAACUCGUGAGGCAGCUUGUAUCGGAGGCGGUGACCAGUGCCGGUGCAGGCAACCCAGCUGACUAUAUUUCGGUUUUACGUUGGUUCACAAACUAUGAGAAGCGAAUCAAGGAUUUGGGGAAUCGUUUUGAUGCGUUUUUACAGAGAAUUGUGGACGAGAAACGUGCAGAGAAAGAAAAAGGCCAAACUAUGAUCGAUCACUUGCUUUCUCACCAAGAAACCCAACCCGAUUACUACACGGAUGUCAUCAUCAAAGGACUCAUACUCACUCUGGUAAUUGCAGGGACGGAUACUACGGCGGUGACACUAGAAUGGGCAAUGUCUAAUUUGUUGAACCAUCCAGAAAUACUUAAAAAGGCAAGAAUCGAAAUCGAUGAAAAAAUCGGUUUUGACCGGUUAGUAGACGAACCGGACAUUGUGAAUCUUCCUUAUCUCCAGAACAUUGUCACGGAAACACUACGUUUGUAUCCUGCGGUUCCACUACUACUACCUCAUCUGUCGUCGGAUGAUUGUAAAGUGGCGGGAUAUGAUAUCCCACGUGGCACGAUGGUAUUGACAAACGCGUGGGCUAUGCAUAGAGAUCCAGGGCUAUGGGAAGAUCCGGAGAUAUUCAAGCCAGAGAAAUUUGAAAAAGAAGGUGAGGCUGAGAAGCUAAUGCCAUUUGGGAUGGGACGAAGAGCUUGUCCUGGAGCCGGACUUGCUCAACGGCUAGUGAGCCUGGUUCUUGCAACUUUGGUUCAAUGUUUCGAGUGGGAAAGGGUUGGUGAGGAACUUGUGGACAUGGCAGAAGACAAAGGAGCCACGUUGCCUAAAAUAGUGCCGUUGCGAACCAUGUGCAAAGCACGUCCCAUCGUUGGUAAACUGAUAUAGUGUUUUUGGCUUCUUAGAAAAAUGUACCUUUAUUUUGGGCUUUUACAUGAACAAAAUGUAACUAGCUGUAACUUUUACACUCUUGCUUAGUAUCGGCGUAGUGGUUACUAGUCAAUUAUCA
Molecule: messenger RNA, 1600 nt
Organism: Thlaspi arvense
Lineage: Eukaryota; Viridiplantae; Streptophyta; Magnoliopsida; Brassicales; Brassicaceae
Source: the annotation of a GenBank genome assembly